AUGCGUUGGCAUCAACCAAUCGAGCCGGUCCGUCGGAAGUUCAAUUCGGUUUCUCUGGAUGAAAGUCAAGAACUACCUCCGACGACAAUGAAUUGGACGAAUCAAGCUCCCAAGCAUAUCAUCAAUGAUAAUGUGUAUGGAACAGUUAGAGUACCAUCCCCGAUUGACAAAAUCCUCGAUACCGUCGAAUUUCAACGUUUGCGAAGUCUGAAGCAAACUGGUCUUGUCUAUAGAGUUUAUCCAAACUGUGAACACUCGAGAUUCGUUCAUUCCUUGGGAACUUUUUCGUUGGCAUACAAUUUGGUUGAUAAACUCCGACACAACCAACCAUCAUUGAAUAUUACUCCUGCUGAUCACACUUGUGUUUCUGUUGCUGCCUUGCUGCAUGACGUUGGACAUGGACCUUUCUCUCAUCUUUUUGAUGGAGAAUUUGCCAAAAGAUGCGGCAGCUCUUUCAAACACGAGGACAUGUCGAUCAGAUGUAUCAGAAGAAUAAUGAUGAAUGAUGACAUCAAAAGCAGUUUCGAAUCAAUCCUCGGAACCGGUGAAACGUAUGAACAGAAUGUUCAGUUUAUCACUGAGCUUAUCAGUGCCAAACCUUUCGAUUUCAAAGACUAUGAAUCUUUCAAGGCACUAUCAGAUAGUGAGAGAGAAGAAGCCGUGGAAAAAGAAUGGAGUUCUCUCGUUUCCGGUCGAGGACCCGAAAAAUCUUUCCUCUAUGACAUUGUUUCGAAUUCUGAUAACGGGCAUGAUGUGGACAAAAUGGAUUAUUUGCUGAGAGAUUCGAAAGCUUCUGGAGUUGCAAUCACUUUUAGUGAAGCAUCUCUUUAUAGACUUUUGGAUCACGUUCGUGUUGUGAUUGAUCCCAACAGUGGUCUAAAACGAAUUGGUUACUCCAUGAAGUGUGUGGGAGAAAUCAAAUCGAUCGGAGAUUCCAGACAAGAACUUCACUCUAAAGUCUAUCAACACAAAGCUGUUCGAUUCAUAGAAACUCUAAUGGUCGAUGCUCUUUACAAAGCAGGAGAUCUUCUCAAAUACAGAGGAACAAAUGGCAGAUUAUUUUCCCUUUCUGAAGUCACGGAAGAUGUUGAGGCCUAUAUGCAAACGUCCGAUUUUGUUGAACAAGAAAUUCUCAAUUCCUCGUCUUCGGAUCCUAGAAUGAUUGAAGCUCAACAAUGCCUCCUCAAGAUUCAACGCCGUGAGAUUGGAUGUAAAGUUGGAUGUUUCGAAAUGAGCCCAAAAAACGCUACGCAAGUUGAUGGAAUCGCCAAUAACGAAAUUGGCGCAACAGAAGUUGUUAAAAAAGUUGAGGAAAGAAUGAAACAAAUUUUGAAAACGACCGAUGAAGCGGAGGGCCUCGAGGGUAAACUGGAAAAUAUUCAGUUCCGUGUCAUGCAUUCCGUACUUGGACGUGGGCUUGAUGAAAAAACGCAUCCGGUUGAACGACAAAUAUUUUAUGACGGUAAACCAAAGGAUAACGAUGGACAACCAAUGAUGGGAUGUUAUGUUGACGACGACUACAUUAUCAACAAUUGCCCACGAAUGGCGACAAAAUGGGAGAUCUUCGUGAUGGGUGAUCGAAGCUUGAAAGAUGAAUGCAAUGCCGGUUUCAUUGAGCAUAUCAAGAAUGCACUGCGUGAGGCUGGAGAAGCUGAAAAGUUUUUGACUCCAAGAAAGAGAUCUCCACCACAAGAUGAGAACCCAGAUCCAAGCUGUUCAGUUGCUGCGAAGCGUCGCCUCUUCUCCAGCCACGCACCUUAA
Caenorhabditis remanei is the source of this 1761-nucleotide messenger RNA. RefSeq lists its product as uncharacterized. The coding region runs from base 1 to 1761 and encodes 586 amino acids. The transcript is spliced from 9 exons. Gene Ontology annotation, molecular function: dGTPase activity. Lineage: Eukaryota; Metazoa; Nematoda; Chromadorea; Rhabditida; Rhabditidae. The record is from RefSeq and is a predicted model, not a curated record. Gene Ontology annotation, biological process: dGTP catabolic process. Gene Ontology annotation, cellular component: nucleus.